Molecule: messenger RNA, 972 nt
Organism: Vigna angularis (adzuki bean)
Lineage: Eukaryota; Viridiplantae; Streptophyta; Magnoliopsida; Fabales; Fabaceae
Product: protein FAR-RED IMPAIRED RESPONSE 1-like
Exons: 4
Coding region: 1-972 (323 amino acids)
Source: RefSeq, a predicted model, not a curated record
AUGCAAGCUAAACACACAUUGGAGGUCAACGAUGAUGCGGGAGUUCGGAUUAAUAAGAGUUUCCUUAGCAUCGUCGGGCAAGCAGGUGGAUUUGAAAAUAUGGACUUCGUGGAGCGAGAUGCGCGAAACUACAUUGGGCAACAUAGAAGAUCGUUAUGUAAGGAUGGUGAUGGUCAAGCCCUCCUACACUUCUCAUCAAUGAAAGAUUUAAAUAAUGAGUUCUUCUAUGACAUUCAAUUGAACGAAGGAAAUAUAAUUUGUAGUGUCUUUUGGGCAGAUGCGAGAAGUCGAGCCGCUUGCGAAGACUUUGGCGAUGUCGUAUGCAUGGGUAACAAGGCCCCUCAUGGUAUUAUAACCGACCAAUGUAGGGCAAUGACAAAUGCCAUUGAAGAAGUCUUUAUUUAUACAAAGCACAUGUGGUGUUUAUGGCACAUCAUGAAGAAGUUGCCCGAAAAAUUUCAGGGGUAUAAAAAUUAUGUGGCUAUCAAAAGCGAUCUAAAAGAGCUUGUGUAUGAGUGUGGUUGUUCAACGGACUUUGAGAAUGGCUGGGAACAACUACUGACGAAACAUGGCUUAGAAGACAAUGAAUGGCUAUGUAAUUUGCAUGAGGAGAGACAAAAAUGGGUAGCUUGUGAAUCGGAAGCUGCUUUUAAUGACUUGGAAAAAGAACUUCAUUUCCUUGCUAAAAACUUUGGGUCCAAUUCAUCCAUGACAAAUAACAUCAUCAGUGAGGGAGGUGAACUACGGUAUGACAAUCCGGUCAACGCUAUUGUACCCGACACUUCAGGUUGUAAUGGUGAUGUAGUUGUCCAUAACCCUGAGACAAGAACAAUUCAUGUGAGACAAAGUCAGGAGGUCAUUGAAUUUGGAUCCCAACCUUACCAAGUAUCACAACUAUCCGAAGUGCUUUCUUCUAGGUUUAUGUCUUUGUUGUCUGCUGUACAUAACAAUCUAGAUAACAACCUUCUUUGA